AUGGCGUCCAGAGGCCGAUUCGCGGCGGAGGCGCUCGCAUCGUUACCGUCCGACAGCAACACGCCACCGGCCGCAGCACCGCUCAUGCCGCCGCCUGCCGGAAUACCUACUGAGCGUGGAUCGCUGGGCUGGCCUCUUCCCGAGCCGCGCGCGCACCGCCGACCCGCCCAACAUCCCGGCGAUCGACCGGUUGGCGGCAGAGGGCGAGGGACCUCGGCGACCUGGCUCGCGCCCGAGACGCCGGUCGCAGCCGCGGCGGCCUGCGGCGGCGCCGAGCAAGACGCGCUGGCCACAGUGUCGCUCGGGGUGGCGGCAGCGACCGAGAAGCUCUUGCGAGCGGCGGAGGAGAGUGGCGCUGCGCAGCAGCAGCUGGAGGCGGCGGUGGAGGCGUUGACGGCGGCGAGCUCGCACCAGGAGCGGCUGGAGCGGCUGGAGGCAUCUUUUCUGGCACAGGCCGAGGCCAUCCGCACCGAGCUGACGACCGCG
Emiliania huxleyi CCMP1516 is the source of this 486-nucleotide messenger RNA. RefSeq lists its product as hypothetical. Lineage: Eukaryota; Haptophyta; Isochrysidales; Noelaerhabdaceae. The transcript has 2 exons. The record is from RefSeq and is a predicted model, not a curated record. The annotation marks the transcript as partial.